AUGUUGGGUUACAAAUGUCUCCUUUGGAACAAUCUCAGAGAUUUACCGCCAUUAAAGGACCCUGAAACCUUCUCUCUCCCGGCUCCCAUUCCCCAGUGGCCUCCAGGUCAAGGCUUUGGCUCUGGAACAAUCAAUCUCGGCAAAUUAGAAGUCAUCAAAGUCACCAACUUUGAAUUCAUAUGGCGAUACAGAUCCAGAGAGAACAAGAACAAGAGCAUUUCCUUCUACAAACCAAAGGGAUCCUUGCCUGACGACUUCCAUUGCUUAGGCCACUACUGUCAAUCCGAUUCUCAUCCCUUGAGAGGUUAUGUUCUCGCGGCAAGAGAUUUAGUAGACUCAUCAGAACAGGGCCAAAAACCUGCACUUGUGAAACCUGUUGACUUCACACCUGUCUGGAGCUCGAAUGAUUCAGCAGAAUGUAACAAACCCGAAGGUGGCGGUUACUUCUGGUCACCGCAGCCUCCUGAAGGUUAUAGAUCAAUCGGUUUUGUGGUUACAAAGAGUCCCACGAAGCCAGAGUUGAAUGAAGUUAGAUGUGUCAGAGCUGAUCUCACUGAUAACUGUGAAACUCACAGAGUCAUCGUCACUGCUGUCUCGGAAUCUCUAAGCGUUCCUUUGUUCAUAUGGAGGACUCGUCCUUCAGAGCGAGGAAUGUGGGGUAAAGGCGUCUGUGCAGGUACUUUCUUCUGCAGGACUCGUCUUGUUGCCGCUAGAGACGAUCUCAAUAUUGGUAUUGCUUGUCUCAAAAACCUGGAUUCGAGUUUACGCGCAAUGCCAAAUGUCGAUCAGAUUGAAGCUUUGGUUCAACACUAUGGUCCUACGCUAAUCUUCCACCCUGGUGAAACCUACUUGCCUUCUUCUGUCUCGUGGUUCUUCAAGAACGGCGCGGUUCUCUGCGAGAAGGGAAAUCCGAUUUGUGAAGCUAUCGAUGAAAAAGGCUCAAACUUGCCUCAAGGAGGAAGCAACGACAAGCAGUUUUGGAUUGAUUUGCCGUGUGGUGAUGAUGAUCAUCAACAAAGAGAUUUCGUCAAGCGAGGAAACCUCGAAAGCUCGAAACUUUACGUUCACGUUAAGCCUGCUCUUGGAGGAACGUUCACGGAUCUCGUCUUCUGGAGCUUUUGUCCUUUCAAUGGCCCAGCGACCUUAAAGCUAGGACUCGUCGAUCUCUCAUUGAUCAGCAUUGGGCAACACGUCUGUGAUUGGGAACAUUUCACUCUCCGAAUCUGCAAUUUCUCCGGCGAGCUUUACUCAAUCUACUUCUCUCAGCACAGUGGCGGCGAGUGGAUCGAAGCUUACGAUCUGGAAUUCGUUAACGGAAGCAGCAGAGCCGUUGUUUACUCGUCGAAGCAUGGUCACGCGAGCUUUCCCAAGGCUGGGGUUUACUUACAGGGAUCGACAAUGCUCGGGAUUGGGAUAAGGAACGAUACUGCUCGUAGCGAUCUCUUGGUUGAUUCGAGCUCACGGUACGAGAUCGUUGCGGCGGAGUAUCUCGGCGGAAACGGUGUGGCGGUGGUGACGGAGCCGCCGUGGCUACAGUAUAUGAGGGAGUGGGGACCGAAGAUUGUGUACGAUUCGAGGGAGGAGGUUGAGAAGUUGGUGAAUCGAUUUCCGAGGACGGUUAGGGGUUCGAUUGCGACCGUGUUGAGAAAACUUCCGGUGGAAUUGUCCGGAGAAGAAGGUCCGACGGGACCAAAGGAGAAGAAUAACUGGUACGGGGACGAAAGAUGGUGA
Messenger RNA from Microthlaspi erraticum, 1731 nucleotides. Lineage: Eukaryota; Viridiplantae; Streptophyta; Magnoliopsida; Brassicales; Brassicaceae. The record is from the annotation of a GenBank genome assembly.